CACUCCUCACUCCCAAAUCAACACCUGUACAUCACAUAACAUACUCUACUCUUCACUCUUCAGUCCCUCCAUUCCAGAAUUCGGCAUUCGAUUUUGGAACUAGGACAAAUUUCAAAAUGCCUUCUUCUUUGCCGAUAUCUUUGUCUGUGGUCUCGGAAUCCAUGGUGUUUCCUGACCAGACCUCCUCCCUAGCAGACCUGAAGCUUUCAGUCUCUGACCUCCCCAUGCUCUCCUGCCACUAUAUCCAAAAGGGUGGCCUCUUCACUAAGCCUUCCUUCCCAAUUGAAUCAUUAAUCUCGCUUUUGAAAAUCGGCCUCUCCCAAACUCUCAGUCGCUUCCCGCCAUUGGCCGGGAGGUUGAUUACUGACAAAGAUGGCUACAUAUACAUCACCUGCAACGACGCCGGAGUCGACUUUAUCCACGCAACGGCGACUGCAUUUUCUGUUUGUGACAUUCUCUCUCCAAAUCACGUCCCGGAGUCGGUGAAGGAUUUCUUCGCAUUGGACAGGACUGUAAGCUACACCGGCCACCACAACCCAAUCCUGGCCGUCCAGGUCACCGAGCUCAAAGACGGAGUCUUCAUCGGUUGCGCAGUCAACCACGCCGUCACGGACGGCACAUCCUUCUGGAACUUCUUCAACACCUUCGCCGAGGUCUGCCGCGGCGGCAAGAGCUUCUCGAGAAAGCCGGACUUCACCCGCGAAUCGAUUCUGAUUUCCAAGGCCGUGCUUCAGUUGCCGGAAGGCGGCCCCAAGGUCACAUUCAACGUCAACGAGCCGUUGGCCGAGAGAAUCUUCAGCUUCAGCAGAGAAGCCAUUCUGAAACUGAAAGCCAGAACCAACAACAAGAAAUGGACCACACAAAACGACGAAAUCGCAACCGCCGCCGAGAUCCUCGGUAAACAAAGCAACGACACCGGUGCCAGAGUAACCGCCAUCAUCGAAAACUGGUUGAUCAAGAAUUCCAAGCCGCAAAUCACGGACCACGUCAAUAACAGAACCGCGGAAAUCUCGUCGUUCCAGUCGCUCUGUGCGCUUCUAUGGAAGGCCGUUACACGCGCCAGGAACUUGCCCGAGUCCAAAACGACGACGUUCAGAAUGGCGGUGAACUGCCGCCACAGGCUGGAGCCGAAGCUGGAGGCGUACUACUUCGGGAACGCAAUCCAAAGCAUCCCGACGUACGCGUCAGCCGGUGACGUGGCGGCUCGUGAUCUGAGGUGGUGCGCGGAGCAGCUGAACGAGAACGUGACGGCGCACGGUAAUGAUAGGGUGAGGGAGUGCGUAGAGGAUUGGGAGAAGAACCCAAGGGUGUUUCCGCUGGGGAACUUUGACGGUGCAUCAAUGACGAUGGGCAGCUCGCCCAGGUUUCCGAUGUACGAUAACGAUUUCGGGUGGGGCCGGCCGUUGGCCGUUAGGAGCGGGAGGGCGAAUAAAUUCGACGGCAAAAUCUCGGCUUUUCCGGGGAGGGAUGGAGCUGGGACGGUUGAUCUGGAGGUGGUUUUGGCGCCGGGAACGAUGUCCUUGUUGGAGUCUGAUUUGGAGUUCAUGCAAUAUGUGUCAAAUUAA
This is a messenger RNA of Argentina anserina (silverweed cinquefoil), 1565 nucleotides long. RefSeq lists its product as uncharacterized. Lineage: Eukaryota; Viridiplantae; Streptophyta; Magnoliopsida; Rosales; Rosaceae. The record is from RefSeq and is a predicted model, not a curated record. The coding region runs from base 117 to 1565 and encodes 482 amino acids. The transcript has a single exon.